Messenger RNA from Hydractinia symbiolongicarpus, 3499 nucleotides. RefSeq names its product arginine/serine-rich protein PNISR-like. The record is from RefSeq and is a predicted model, not a curated record. Bases 906 to 2816 code for a protein of 636 amino acids. Gene Ontology annotation, cellular component: nuclear speck; presynaptic active zone. NCBI's taxonomy places the organism in Eukaryota, Metazoa, Cnidaria, Hydrozoa, Anthoathecata, Hydractiniidae. The transcript is spliced from 9 exons. Gene Ontology annotation, molecular function: RNA binding.
CCGACUGAAUGACCUGCAUUUGAACUGUCUUUUGUUGAAAAUUUGUUUGUUCUCUUCAAAGAAUUGAGUCUGCGGUGCUUGCUCUGACUUGUUUAUUUAUAUAUCUAAUUCAUGUUUCCGGAGAAAAAGUCAUUUGAAGUUAACAAUCAUGAAAAGUUUCAACAAACUCAGUAAACUAAGCUUUGCAACUUUCAAAAUUGACAAUCUUAUUAAAUUAGAGAAACUUAAUGCAUUAGAGAUUUUGUGGAAAAUACCAGGUAUUUUUAGUCACUUUUGGUGACUACAAAAGGCAGACAAAGUAGACAAAUGGAAUUAGCAAGAGCACAAUUUAAUUUGCUAGAACAUUUCUAACAAUUUGUUGUAAGUAGGUUACAUAUAAACAAAAAAAUGCUUUCUGAUGUCUUUGAUUGUGAGUUCAAAUUAAUAGGGUGUUUGCAUUACAUAUCCAUUGCAGGAUGAAGAUAAUAGCCUGACCUCAAAGUAAUAGGGGGCUUACUCCUAAAAUAAGAAGUUAACGUUCCUAAUAAUAGGGGAGGGUUGUUUUGAAAAUGGAGGUUCUGACCCCUCUGCCAACUACUAAAAAAUAAUAUUUGCAGAGUCAGCUUUUUUCUACCACAGUCAUUUUUCUUAAAAAUCUGGAAAGUCAUGUGAGUCAUGCGGAAAACUCCUUUUCUGUCCAACUUAACUGUUAAAAGUUGUGCUUGUACUUUGAAAUUUUCAUUCUUCUUCCUAGAUAUUGUGCAAAAUAUUUAAUAGUGGGAGCUUGAAAAAGUUCUUUUAAUUCAAUUUUUCUGUGUUUUUGUUUUUCUAUAUGCUGUUUGUGUCGCAAAUAAGAGUACAGAAUUUUGUUUGCAUCUAGUGUUAAGUGGCAAAGCAUUAAAUGUCACAAAUCUGAAAAUAUUUGAAUGCUAUAUGUUGUGCUUUGUUCACAUGAUUUCAAUUCUUUUGAAUCGAAAGAAAUGUGGAAUUCUGGUCAGCAGCCACCUGCUUGGGGGUGGCCACCAAAUCUUAAUUAUCAGUAUAGUCACCAGCAAGUCGAUCCUAGUCAAGGUUGGGCUGCAGCUGCAGCAUUAUGGGCACAACAAAGACAACUCCAAGAGCAAUAUCAAAAUGGUGGUGUAUCUUCACCAUCAAAUGUAAAGCCUCCUGAACCACCUGGACCUCCACCAGCGAUGCCACCAUUACCACCCAUGCCAUCCAGUAACUCUGUAGAAGUUCAUGACUACAUGCAUGGAAAAACUGCAGUACCACCAACAGAAGUUGUGGACUACCAGCAUGGGCGAGUGGCAGAGCCUGUCCAUGGAGAUGUUAUUGACUAUAACCAUGGAAAACCAGAAAGUGUGUCCGAGCAGAAUUGGGCCCAUGGCAAUGACACAUGGCAGCAACCUUCACAUCCUCCUCCAGGAAAUUAUUAUAACAAUGAACAAUGGGGUAACGAGUAUGCCAACUACUAUGAUUCUGCCCCACCAGAAACAGAACAAAGGUUAUAUCACCAAAGUGAUGAGAACGUCAGCAAUAAUAUUCAACCGAAGCAUGGGUUGUCAACUGAUUUUCACAAGUCUACAGGGCACUAUAACAAAGCAGAUUCUAAACAUCUUCAUGUGUUGCAAAACAUUUCUGGUAAUAGCUCACCAGAUGCAGCAGCGCUUGCAAAGAAAACAAAAACUCUUCCACUGUGGCUACGACAGGGCCUUGAAAAACUAGAAAAAGACAAAAAUAAGCCCACCAGCGAGAAGACAGAUAAUUUAAGUUCGAAAUCUGAUAGUUUGCCAACUUCUCCAGCAAAAGAAAAAAUGAAUGAUUCAGAAGUUGAGCGAGAGCAAAACAGUGUAGUAGAUAGUGAUGAAGAAGAACAAGAAGACACGCGUCGUCACAAGCAAGACCGACAUCGCGUUAGACGAAGUCCCUCUGUGGAGCACAAUGAAUACAGUAAAGCUUCUUCCGAGGACGAGUCUGAAGAGGAAGAUGAAGUAGAAAAGCAAAGAAAGUUGAUGUUGAAAAUAAAAACGUGGAUGACAGAAAUCCUUUUAGGCGUAACAAAUGCCAGUGUAAAGGAAAUAUGCCAUGAUGUUUAUUUUGAAAUCAAGAAAUCAGUGAAAGUUAAAGCGAAACAACUGAGAAGAUCUGGUGGAUUAGAUGCGUUACGCAUGGCUAGUUUAGGAGAUGAAGAUUCUGCCAGUAGUGAAGAUGAUCAAGAUAAGGAGGAAGAACAAGACAAACGUAAAUCUUUAAAAGAGAAAAGAAAAGAAAUACGUACUCAGAAUGCUGGGGAUCUCUUUACGGAAAAGCGAACUGAUAAAUCGGAUCGCUUUUUAGAACUGCAAGAGGGUGAACGUCGACUUAAGCGAGAAGAACAGCCGAAGAGUUACGAAGUUAACGACUUGAGGCCUCAUGAACAAAGAGAACAGAAAGUAGAAAAGAAUAAUUCAGGAACCAGAAGCAGGAGACGUUCCUCUCACGAAGAGGCUAACAACAGCGGAAACGACAGUAGUUCAGAGAGUGUAAGUAGGAGUGAGUCAUCCGACAGUGAGAGAGAGAGAAGGAGAAAGAAAUCCAAAAGGCGUCGAUCACGUUCUGAAAGCGAGUCUCCACCGAAAAAGUCUCGCAAGAAAUCGAAACGGCGCGGACGAGAAAGUUCUUCGAGUGAUUCAGAACGCCGAAAGAGAAAGAAAAAACGUAAAAACCGAGGCUCUUCUUCGGAUUACGACAGCGACAAUUCGUCUUCGACAACCAAAAAGAGGUCAAGGGGUAAGAAGCAUAAACACAAAGCCCGAUCUUCUUCCAGGUCUCCACGACGUUAUAAAAGAAAGCGUUAGAGCACCUGGGAGAAGGUAAGUACAGCUGCGUAAAAAGCGAAAGACCCUCCACCGUGGUUGUUGGAAUUCAUGGGCAAAGGUUAAACAAAUUAGCGAUUACAAGAUGGCAUCCGUGGUAGAUUCGGCUGAGAAAUCGUGCCGUUAGUUAUAUAAGCUGGUUUCUAGUCCUAAGUUAAAAGCAACAAAAGAGUUUAAACAGUCUAGUUUCCAGUACUUUUGUAUUUCGUGUAUACAUGCAUAUACAUGGUGAUCAACCUUCCCCAACUCUACGUUCCUCGUUGAACUGCAAUCUUUUUUCUGUUGUUUUGUCCGUGAUAAGAUGUAAAACUGGCUGAUUUUCGCGUCACUAACAAGCAGAAAGGAUAACUUUUUGGUGUGGUGCUGGGUGGGGUCGUCUAGUAUAAAUUUCAAAAACAUCUUCAUUCUUAUCACAAGUCCCCACUCUUCCCAAGAAUCCUUUAUUGUUAAAAUAAAAAAAUAAUUUAAUUUGAACAAGUGAAGAAGUACUGGUUACUAGUGUGCAACGGAAUAAUAUUCGAACUGGUCAAAUGUUGUGAAAGUGUGCUGUAAUAUUGUUCAAGAAAUGUUAGAAAUCGGUUUAUGUAUAUAGCUGCGAUGUGUAUUUUUACAUAGCUUCUAAUUUUGUAGAUAAAAAAAAACAUAAAAGAAAUUUUUACAAUUUU